Dibothriocephalus latus is the source of this 303-nucleotide messenger RNA. The record is from the annotation of a GenBank genome assembly. NCBI's taxonomy places the organism in Eukaryota, Metazoa, Platyhelminthes, Cestoda, Diphyllobothriidea, Diphyllobothriidae.
GUACGCUACCUUCAGACCCCUAGCACCAUCACAUCUGUCAAGGACUCCUCUAACCUCUUCACUAUGCCCACUGAGAUGCUAAACUUCUCUAAUCAGGAUGCCACCGGCGACGGUGAAGAGCUUGACCUCCACUUGGACGGCACUACGACGCCAGACGAGCCGGGGGAGGGUGAAAUUGAAAGUAGGCGAAGGUCCACCGCCGCCAUAUCCUCAACCAAUGCACAUGCCGAAUGGGAAGCCGCGAUGAACAAUUCCCCAGUUUACCAGCCGAGCGUGUUUAAGGACGUAUGCGUGUAUGCGUAG